Molecule: messenger RNA, 761 nt
Organism: Metopolophium dirhodum (rose-grain aphid)
Lineage: Eukaryota; Metazoa; Arthropoda; Insecta; Hemiptera; Aphididae
Exons: 1
Source: RefSeq, a predicted model, not a curated record
UGCGAUUUGGGGGUUAAAUUUGACUCAACUUUUUCUUUCAAUAAACAUUAUUUAAACAUAACAAAAAAAUCUAUAUUAGGUUUCAUUAAUAGAACUUGUCAAGAUUUUACAAAUUCCGAUGCCUUAAAAAUUCUGUAUUUUUCACUAGUGCGUUCUUCUCUGGAAUACAACUCGGUCGUAUGGUCACCCUCUAGUGUUGUUCAUAUACAGAGUUUAGAAGCUAUUCAAAAUCGUUUUCUUCGUUUUAUCUCUUACAAAUGCAAUAUACCAUUUAAACCACACUCUCAAUAUACACCGUUAUUAAACCAAUUAAAUAUGACCACUCUAGCUGAAAGGAGAAAAAUCAUCGAUUUGAAAUUUCUAUAUAAAAUAGUAAAUGGUUUUUUAAAUUGUCCCAAAUUACUCAGCUGCUUAAAUUUUAAUGUUCCUCAUUGUCGAACUAGAUCUGCAAAUACAUUUUACGUUCCAUUUCAAAGAACUAAUUAUGCACUUUGUUCACCUAUUAAUAGAUUAAUGAAAAUAACUAAUGACGUCCAGAUAGAUCUAUUUAGUUUUCCUUCUUUUGAUUGUUUUUCUAACUAUAUUGCGCAUCUUUAAAUUAUUUCUGCUACCUAUAUUAUUAUUGUCUAUAUUAUAUUUUUAUAUUGUUUUUAUUAUUUUUAAUAUUAUAUUUUUAUUAUACAUAUACUAUUUACUGUAUUUCUUAAUAGAUUUAAGUCUACAAAAUUGUUAUUAAAUUAUAAAAAAUUGUAAUUGGGUUC